Messenger RNA from Dreissena polymorpha, 1326 nucleotides. Its product is annotated as ribosomal oxygenase 1-like. The record is from RefSeq and is a predicted model, not a curated record. Gene Ontology annotation, cellular component: nucleolus. The annotation marks the transcript as partial. The transcript has 6 exons. Gene Ontology annotation, molecular function: histone H3K36 demethylase activity; histone H3K4 demethylase activity. NCBI's taxonomy places the organism in Eukaryota, Metazoa, Mollusca, Bivalvia, Myida, Dreissenidae.
AUUGGACCCCCAGUCUUGGAUGUGACCCUUGAGGCCGGGGACCUUCUCUACUUCCCUCGUGGUAUCAUACACCAGGCUAACUCACUGGAGGAUGCCCAUUCACUUCACAUCACUGUGUCCUGCUACCAGCGCAACACCUGGGGCGAUCUCUUACACAAGCUGGUACCGAGAGCCCUGGACAUAGCUAUAGAGGAGGAUGUGAUGUUCCGCCAGGGGCUGCCUGUAGACUAUCUCAACUAUAUGGGGUUGGCCAACUCUGACGUGGACAGCCAGCAGCGUACGGUGUUCCUGGGGAGGACCAUGGCGCUGAUGCGGCGCCUCAUGGAGCAGUACCUGCCAACAGACGCUGCCUGUGACCAGCUGGGCAAGCAGUUCAUGCAUGACAGUCUGCCCCCCUUCCUGACUGAAGGUGAGAAGUCCUGUAGCAUUCACGGUCACGGUGAGCGCUGGGACCCAGCCGGUAAUGCGGUGCGGGAUCACACAGAGAUGGAACCAGACACAAUGGUGAAGCUGAUCAGAAAGGGGUGCCUGCGCCUGAUCACUGAGGACGACGUAGUCCGGGUCUACCACAACAUUGAGAAUGCUCGCGUAUACCAUGGGAGAGAACCCCAAUAUAUUGAGAUAUCAGCAGAGCUGGCCCCUGCAGUAGAGUUGUUGCUGCACAGCUACCCGGAGUAUGUUGCUGUGGACUCGUUGCCAGCGGAGACCGUGGAAGAGAGGCUCGAGAUAGCGACGAUCCUGUAUGAUAAGGGCCUCCUUGUCACCGGGGAACCCCUACAAAACGUGCAUGUGGACGAUACAUCGUCUGACGAGGGGGAAGAGGAGGGGGACUCUUGAUUAGGGGCUUGGGUUGCAGUGGGAUCAUUGGAUGCUAACUGGGAUUGCAGUGAGAUCAAUGGACCUUUACUGGGAUUGCAGUGGGAUCAUUGGACCUUUACUGGGAUUGCAGUGGGAUCAUUGGACCUUUACUGGGAUUGCAGUGAGAUCAUUGGACUUUCACUGAUAUUUUAGUGAGAUCAUUGGACUGUCACUGGGAUUUCAGUGGGAUCAAUGGGUGCUUACUGGAAUUGCAGUGGUAUCAUUGGACUUUUACUGGAUUUCAGUGGGAUCAUUGGAUUUCAGUAGGGUUAUUCUGAUUUUCCUGGGAGUAAUCCUAUUCAGUGGGAUAUUUGGGCUUUCACUGGGAUUUAGGUGGAUUUCUUUGGUAUCAAGAUAUCAUGUGCUGAGGGUCUGGGAUUGCAAGGGAUACUUUGGUGGCAGAUAACACUUGCUGUGGAAAUGUGUCAUUACGCAAAUGUUCCCCAUGAAAUAUCAACAGUUUGUGCC